AUGUUCCCAAAAAAAGCGAUGGGAAGGGGACGAGGGAGGCCACCGAAAAAUCCGGCGCCACCGUCACCUGAUAAUCAAAGCAAUCCGGUGAAGAAACCGGGAACGGUAACACUAAAGGAUAAGGAGGGAAUCAUUCAUGAAUCAAGCUCGAGCACCAGUGGAGGUAAGGAUGAGGAAGACGCAGAAACCCUAUAUCUAAAAUCACUAGAUCUGAGGGAGGAGGAAAAUUCAAAUGAAGAGGAUGAUUCGCAGAAGGCUGAGAUACCUAAAGAAGAGAGGAAACUUUGGGUGGAUGUUUUGAAUAAGAAUCGAGAGCCAUCCAGGGGUAGAGAAAUGAAGUUCAUAGCUCCCAAAGUUGUUAACAGAGAAAUUGAAGUGGAAAUCGAAGAAGAGGACGCCAUAUCAGAGAUUUGA
This is a messenger RNA of Vicia faba (fava bean), 414 nucleotides long. The record is from the annotation of a GenBank genome assembly. NCBI's taxonomy places the organism in Eukaryota, Viridiplantae, Streptophyta, Magnoliopsida, Fabales, Fabaceae.